CUUCCCCCCCCCCCCCCUCCCCUUCCCACCCGUUCCCCUGGCGGCCCCCCCGCGAAGAUGGUGGACCGCGAGCAGCUGGUGCAGAAGGCCCGGCUGGCCGAGCAAGCCGAGCGCUACGACGACAUGGCGGCCGCCAUGAAGAACGUGACAGAACUGAACGAGCCUCUGUCCAACGAAGAGAGGAACCUCUUGUCUGUAGCCUAUAAAAAUGUGGUGGGGGCACGGCGCUCUUCUUGGCGAGUAAUUAGCAGCAUCGAGCAGAAGACCUCUGCCGAUGGGAACGAGAAGAAGAUCGAGAUGGUACGGGCCUACCGUGAGAAAAUAGAGAAGGAGUUGGAAGCCGUGUGCCAGGAUGUGCUGAGCCUGCUGGACAACUACCUGAUCAAGAACUGCAGCGAGACGCAGUACGAGAGCAAAGUCUUCUACCUGAAGAUGAAAGGGGACUAUUACCGCUACCUGGCCGAGGUGGCCACUGGUGAGAAGAGGGCGACCGUGGUGGAGUCUUCGGAGAAAGCCUAUAGCGAAGCCCAUGAGAUCAGCAAGGAGCACAUGCAGCCGACCCAUCCCAUCAGGCUCGGCCUGGCACUUAACUACUCAGUUUUCUACUACGAGAUCCAGAACGCCCCGGAGCAGGCCUGCCACCUGGCCAAGACGGCGUUCGACGACGCGAUCGCCGAGCUGGACACCCUCAACGAGGACUCCUACAAGGACUCAACGCUCAUCAUGCAGCUCCUCCGCGACAACCUAACGCUCUGGACAAGCGAUCAGCAAGACGACGACGGCGGAGAAGGCAACAAUUAGACCCCCAGAUGGACUGGCAGCCGCACGCUGAUGCUAACUACUGCAGUCUUUAUUUUUUUCCCACGAGUGGGGGGGUCAGGGGUGGGGGAGGGAACGGGAGGGGACACCUUCCCAGGGAGGCCCCCCACAACCUGUCUUUGAUUGCCUCUUUGACAUUUUUGCCAAAACACCACUAGUGGAAGUCAGGCUGGCUGUGCUGGUAUGGAAUAGCAGCCUCACUGGCAUAUGGACUGUUCUGUAGAUUAUUAAUACAAGUGGAGCUGUCUUUAAUUUAACUUUAUUGCUAGAAAUAAAAGGGUUUUAAGAUGAAUUAACUUGAAUGGAAUGGCCCUCGUUUUUAAGAAAAGCAACACAAAAAGGAAGUUCUGUGGUUCCAGUAAGGCUUUGUGCGUUUGUUUCUUCAGUUCAAGUGCCGUGUGUUUGUACCACGUCGCGGGGCGUCUCCCUGGAGCGCUCUGCCUGUCAGGGCAUAGCUUAAAAUCCCCAAAUUGAAAAGGAAUAAUAAUAAUAAUAAUAAACAAAAGACUAAAGAAUUUGGGACUUGUAAAGCCCCAGGAUUUAGGCCAUUUAAUCUUUUUAAGAUAUUUAUUAGGGUAGCUUACAGUAUUAACACUAAAUUGCAGUUUACAGUAUUUCUACAUUACAGCCAUAUGACAUCAAGCCUUUGAUUGUCUGUUUUCUUUUGCUAGUUCUUUUGGCUUGCCUUCCUGAUCAGUCCUCGCCUGUGGACUGGCUUAGCUAUUCUGUGUCGCCCAAGGCAAGAAGACCGCCCGCCCGAGGAACAUCAAAGCUGCUCUAGUUGUUUGGUCAACAGCUUAACAGGUGCUUGGCUAGCGGCUGUUUAAACUAUUUUAGUCCACAGCAAAAGGUUUAAGAACUUAAUUAGAAAAGGGGGAAGUGUUUAAACUUAAAAUGCCACUUAAAAAAAAUAAAAAAAAAAAAAAAAAAGAGAAUUCAGGUCUGUAUGUCAUGUACUGUGUUUGGUAUUUCAAAGACCAUCCUGAUUUAAGGUGCCACAGCUGCUUCCUCAGGGAUUGCACUGCCAUUUCACUCUGCCUGACUUUCUCCCACUGUACCAUGAGGUUUGUCAGCAGAUCCGCAGCACCCAGGCUCCCUUGUUUGUCAUCAGGGAAGCCAGGUGCGUUUUCUUUCUCCUGGGGAAGCUUGUGGUGUAAUGAGUGAACUUCAGGAGCUUAGAAACUAAUUUGGUAGAGAAAUCCUCAAGGGAAGAGCUACAAUCAUAGACAUUUCUAUCAAGCAUCGGGAGCCCAGGAACUUAGUUCUCUUCUUAACAAAAUCUUUUCCAAAUCUGUCUUAUCUGGUUGGGGGUGGGAGACGGGGCACCUGAGUUUGCUUAGCAGGUAAUAUUUACCCCAUUUUGCGUAAAAAUUUGUAUUUUUUUUUUUGUUUCCCCCCCCCGCAUAACUGUUGGAAGUUCACUGCUGGGUCUCCGGCUUGCGGAGUGCUGCCCCGCGUAGCUUUUUAACGAAAGCUGCGCGGCGGGGAGAACGGCACUCGGGCAUCUUUUUUCGAAGCAGGCUUUCGUCCUCCCUUUCGAGAGCCCGUCCGCAAGCAGCGCGCGGCGGAGAUCGGGGACCCUCGGUCCCGCCAGGGUCGCACGGGGCAUCCGCCCUGCCUCGCCGCGCUCGAACGAAGUCGCAGGGGCCGUCAGCCCCCGCUCAGAGGUGAGAUUGCCCCGGCCACGCUAGCCAAGCUUCCCAUCGGGUGCCUUUGCACGGAGAGCCUUGCCGAGCCCCGCCGUCGGCCGGCGAGCCGCCGGUAAAUGCCGCGGACUUGGAAGAUCUGUUUAGGCUUCUCACCUUCCUUUGAGUUCCCGUCAUGUCCAGUGAGCAGUGUUGUCCCAGCUGUAUGAUUUGGAAGUGAUUUACUGGAAUUACAAAACCUAUUGUUUUCUUUCCGGCUUUUGCUCUGGCUGCUUUAGGAAACUUAACGCAGGAGAGAUCGCACAAGAGGGCUAAAAGGGGAGUGGGGUCAGGGACUUGAUUUUUAAGCAGCUUGAAUGGUUUCUUUCAUUUUUUAAGAAAUGCACUUGCCUAUGAUACUGUCUCUCCAGUGAAAUGAUUACUGCUCCAUUACUCUAUUGAUACAAUAUUGUGCAUGCUAGUGUCGUAUUUCUAUACAGUAGCUUGAAAUUUAUUAACUUAUACUGUAGAUGUUAUGUAUUCCUAUGACAAAAUAGUCUUCAAAAAUUUUUUAAAGUUUUUUAAUUUAUUUUUCUUUUGGGGGUAAAGUUUGCUCUACCAAAUAGUGAUCGUAACAAACUGAUCUGUUAUGGAUGUUGCUAUAGUGACAUGCAAUUAUAUAUGAUUUUGUUUUUAAAAAGGAAAAAAAAGCAAAAGAAAACACCAGUGUUAGCUUAAUCUUAAUGUCUGGUGUUCGUCAUGGUGAAAUUAUAACUAUUACAGUGUAGGAGAACAAUGACUGUGUUCUUUGAAUGAGCCUUUGUUUGUGCUUUUUGUCAUGUUAUGCAGUGAACUAUUUUUAAGGUCUAAUCAGUGAUUAUUUUUCCAACUCCGUGUUUCUGUAAGGAAUUAUUUCACACACGGACCAUUCUUAGCAGUUUUCCUCAGUGAUGGAAUAUCAUGAAUGUGAGUCAUUAUGUAGCCGUCGUACAUUGAGCAAAUAAACUUACAGAUCUGACGUCA
Molecule: messenger RNA, 3467 nt
Organism: Oxyura jamaicensis (ruddy duck)
Lineage: Eukaryota; Metazoa; Chordata; Aves; Anseriformes; Anatidae
Gene: YWHAG
Product: tyrosine 3-monooxygenase/tryptophan 5-monooxygenase activation protein gamma
Exons: 3
Coding region: 58-801 (247 amino acids)
Biological process (GO): signal transduction
Cellular component (GO): cytoplasm
Molecular function (GO): protein kinase C binding
Source: RefSeq, a predicted model, not a curated record